This is a messenger RNA of Phytophthora sojae, 258 nucleotides long. RefSeq lists its product as hypothetical. Bases 1 to 258 code for a protein of 85 amino acids. The transcript has a single exon. NCBI's taxonomy places the organism in Eukaryota, Oomycota, Peronosporomycetes, Peronosporales, Peronosporaceae. The record is from RefSeq and is a predicted model, not a curated record.
AUGCACAAGUACGAGACGUAUCUGGGGGCGAUCAAUGCGCUCCAGACGCAGUGGAGCGGCGCCUUCGCCAUGCCUGUGGGCGCCUGCAUCGAGUCCAAGACGAAGCGUAUGAUUGCCCGCUACGAGUUCAACCAGCUGCCUGGCGCAAUCCCAGAAGAGCAAUGGGUGGCCUAUUUCCUACAGGCGAAGGCACCUUCGCACGUGGCCUAUACCUCGGUCGACGAGGCAAUGAAGGCGCUGCGGAUGCGUACGCGUUAG